CCCCAGUCGUCAUUGUUCCUGUUUCAUGUCGAUGCGCUGUUUGUUUUUCUGGUUUUGUUCAUUUAUUUCUUAAACGUAUUCACUCCCCGAAUUUGCGUCCCGACUCUCAGCGUACAUCCGUACAAUCCGAAACGCAACCAAAAUAAACUGUAUAAUACAUCCAGGUUUGUAGAGCCACAAGCUUGAUGUAGUCACAUGCUAAGAAUAUAGGACCAAAUACUAACGUUUCGACUACUUUAAUAUACAAGUGAAUUUGUGUAAAAAAAAUAAAAACACGUCUUCAAAUGGUGGGAAUAGAUAAAGCGCGCUCAUUUCUAAAUGGUAAAACACGUGAGAAAUACCCUCAAAUAAAAGGUGACAUUCUGUACUGUCACCUCAUCUGAAACAUUUGAUCUCCAAUCCAAAACGUGGGAGUAUAGAGCGAAAUUUACACCGUUUAGCUUCACUGUCCAAAUAAAUACAGAAUACGAGUGCACGUGUAGGUUACUUACUCAUUCACUUCUGUACCUCACGACCAUAGAGCGGGUCCCAUCCCCAACCUGAACACAUAACGCGACAUAUACCGGGUUCUAUAGAUAGCGUGAUCAGCUCCCAACCUCAUGUAUACACAACUUUAAAUCCAGUAAUCUACAAGACCACGCCAGAAUGACUGCAUCUAAAAUAGGUCAGAAACUGCAAAUGCACGCCAGGUAAUUAUCUUGAGAAAAACAGCAGAGGUGGAUGAGGAAAUGCCUACAUUUAUACCAUGUGUGUGUGGCAUCGUGUUAAAGAGAAGGAGAGAAAAGGAGAAAGAGAGUUGCGGACUAUUCAGUGAAUAAAUUGCUAACAGUUCUGAACAUAAACUGCAGGGAUCUAGUUAGAGAGUUGGGAGAGCUCAUUCUAUCUGUCCACCGUGCUGCUAUGGAACGCUGACGGGCUCAUAAUCCAUACGGUUCAUUCGGUCAUGCAGUGCUAAUCUAAGAUCCCUAGCAGGUUGGAGAUGAACUAGUAGCAGAGAGAGCGCGAGAGAGAGGCAGUGACCAUCGAUUUAGGCCAAUAGCAUCACAGGGCAAACACUGGCCAGGGACAGGAGAGAAAUAGAAGGAGAGAGAGUGGGCGCCAUACAGACAACACAUACACAUUGAGACAAACGCUAGGAAUCCAGAAACUACGCCCACAAGCUAGUUUUACAAAGACAAGGAUGGCCACCACGAUUUCUGCCAGUAUCUAGUGAAGCCCACCUGAACACAACUCUACAGUCCGGAGUUGACACAUUGUCCACCUGCUCAGCGUGUCCAGCUAAACCCACUGCCCUGGACCUGCUGCGGGGGGACACAGACUGGGAGAAGGAGGAGAGAGGGGAACAAGAGGACCAGCGGCAGGUCAGGAAAGAGACUCGAGCGGCGCCUCCGAGGAGCCAUGAGGACGGCCAGGCGGGCCAGCACCGUGGAGGUGCCCUCCUUCCUCCGCCAGCUGGCCAAGGAGACAGAGAAGAUGGUCACCUUCUUCUUUAAGGGGGGGCAGAGAGAUGGCCAGGAGGGGAGCGAAGAGGACUCCAGUGAUGAGGAUAACGGGCCGAGCGUCUACCUGGACCGGCCCGUCCUGGAUAAACACACGGCCGAGGGGAGGUCUCAGUGGGGGGUGAACUAUGCAACGGCCAGCAUGCAGGGCUGGAGGGCGCAGAUGGAGGACGCCCACGCCUGCAUGCCGGAGAUGGGAGGGGAGCUGGCGGAGUGGGGCUACUAUGCAGUGUUUGAUGGACACGCUGGCAACACGGUGGCACAGUACUGCUCCCAUAACCUGCUGCAACACAUCCUCGCUACAGGGCGCGUAAAGGCACAGGAGGACCCUGAUGACGUGAAGGAGGGGAUCGUCGAGGGCUUCCUGGCCAUUGACAGCCACAUGCACACGCUGACGCGCCAGGAAUGCUGGGAGCGCAGCGGCUCCACGGCGGCCGCCGUCAUGCUCUCGCCGCAGUACGUCUACUUCGUCAACUGUGGCGACUCGCGGACGCUCCUCUGCCGCGACGGCCAGGUCAUCUUCUACACGGAGGACCACAAGCCCUUCAACCCCAGGGAGAAGGAGCGGAUACAGAACGCGGGCGGCUCGGUGACCCAGCAUAGGGUGAACGGCUCCCUCGCCGUGUCCAGGUCCCUGGGAGACUUUGACUUUAAGGAGGUGGACUGGAGGUCCCAGACUGAGCAGCUGGUCUCCCCAGAGCCAGAGGUGUACGAGCUGGAGAGGUCCCCGCAAGACGAGUUCCUCAUAGUGGCUUGUGACGGAGUGUGGGACGCCAUCGGCAACGAGGAGCUGUGUGCGUUCGUCCACAGUCGCCUGCAGGUGUGCGAUGACCUGAGGGAGAUCUGCAACCAGGUCAUUGACCUCUGCCUCUAUAAGGGUAGUUUGGACAACAUGAGCAUCAUCAUCGUGACCUUCCCUGGUGCACCCCAGGUGUCACAAGAGGCCCUACAAAAAGAGGCCGAGCUAGAGACAAUCCUCGAAGCCAAAGUGGAAGAGAUUGUCAACUUGCUAAAGUCGCGGGACAAGGACCCGGACCUGCUGUACGUGAUGAAGUUUCUGGUCUCUGAGGACAUACCUGGCCUGCCACCAGGGGGAGGAGUCACCAGCAAAAGAGACUGUGUCAUCUCUGCAUAUCAGAAGUUUGUAACGCCCUUCAGAUCUCUGGAACCAAUGGUAGGAGAAGACCAAACAUAGAGGGCACGCUCUUGCACUCCUGACACGUAAUUGACGCGUCGCAUUCCAGGACAUCGGAGGAUCUGAAGAGUCCAACCAGUCGUGUCCAUGGAAAUGUGUUCUUCAGCCUCUCGUAUCCAUGGCGACCAUUUAGAAUUGGGGCCUCCGCUUUUCAGCUGAGCAAACAGCCAAUAGCUAAAUAAAGAACUAUGGUGGGAGGGGGUGUGACCUGGGCCUGUCCUUAGCCAAUCAUCUCUUCUCUGUUCCUCAUUUGCACUGUCUAUCAAUAAGUCUACUGGAGCAUCAGAGAAUAGCAAAUAGUUAGCAUUAUUCCAGUAAGGGAAGAAUUACAUAUUCCAAAACAUGAUAAUUAGAUAUAAUAUUUAUUAACUUUCUUACUUUACACUUUACAGUGCCUGGGUAGUUAAUUUUCUUCAAGACUAGAAGCUUAUGAAUAAGGCUAAUCAUGUUACUUCAUUUAAAAUGCCGCAUCAAAUUCAAUUGAAAAAAAACCCAGUGAAGGCUCCGAUAUGCAUGUGUCCUGUGAUGGCAUGGCCUACACUAAAUAAUCUGCAUAAUCCUGUGAGGGACCAUAGGUGACAGGAAUAGAUGUGUGUGUCAUGACGAUGAUGGACACCACAUCAUAUGUCCAAGGGUGUGUGAAUGUGUGUGUGUGUGUGAGUGGAUAACAUGGGCUGGGGGAUUAUUAGCACACACACUGUAACCUGUUGCAGUUUGGAGCACAGACGCUGACAGUUAGACACGAUUGAGACCCGUGUGACAGGUAAAGGAGUACAGCUACAGGUCAAAUGUUCUUCUGCUUUUGAAAAUAAGUGUGUUUUUGCCGUUGGCACGUUUUUUUAUUUUCGAUUACAUGUCAUUGUGCUGCCUUACAAAGCUCUCUGUUGCUGUACGGUUACUUAAUUCCUCCUUCGGAUCACACCAAACGGGUGGACAUAGUAGCUGUAUUCCGUGACAGAGGUCAGAGGUCAAAAAGAGCUAGACUCGAGAUCAAACACUGCUGCGGCAUGUCCUUGUGAAUCCUAUGAAAUCGGGAGGAAGUGGGAUCCAAGAGCGCAACAGGUUACCAUGAGGACUUUCACAAAUGUAUGUCAGUGAUUUGAUGACUGUAUGGGCAUCGCAUUUUAAGCCCUUAACUGACCCAAGGGGCAAUAAAUGAAUUAAAUAAAAUGACAUUCUGGGAUUUUU
Oncorhynchus gorbuscha (pink salmon) is the source of this 3882-nucleotide messenger RNA. RefSeq names its product protein phosphatase 1A-like. Gene Ontology annotation, cellular component: cytosol; nucleus. The record is from RefSeq and is a predicted model, not a curated record. The coding region runs from base 1399 to 2694 and encodes 431 amino acids. Gene Ontology annotation, biological process: positive regulation of canonical Wnt signaling pathway; protein dephosphorylation; negative regulation of canonical NF-kappaB signal transduction. The transcript is spliced from 5 exons. NCBI's taxonomy places the organism in Eukaryota, Metazoa, Chordata, Actinopteri, Salmoniformes, Salmonidae. Gene Ontology annotation, molecular function: magnesium ion binding; protein serine/threonine phosphatase activity; manganese ion binding.